Penaeus monodon (black tiger shrimp) is the source of this 698-nucleotide messenger RNA. Its product is annotated as turripeptide Lol9.1-like. The transcript has 5 exons. Lineage: Eukaryota; Metazoa; Arthropoda; Malacostraca; Decapoda; Penaeidae. The coding region runs from base 198 to 563 and encodes 121 amino acids. The record is from RefSeq and is a predicted model, not a curated record. Gene Ontology annotation, molecular function: protein binding.
CCCGCGCCCGCCCGCACUCCGCCCCCGAAGCUCUUACUGGACGCUCACCUCUGGAAGCUCACCCCUGGAAGCUCACAUUAAGACGUCUCCUCUGGUCGCGCGUAGGAUCCGUUUGUGCGGAAGCAGAACCCGUGACCCCGAGCCUCGUCCGCCUAGCAUCAAGGUCGACCUUAAGCCUCAUCAUCGCUGCCCUGAGGAUGACUCCAGUCGGGAUAGCGGUCGGGUUAGUGGCCCUCUCGCUGGCACUCCUGGCCAGCCCCGCCGCAGGGAUCCCUCCGUGCUCUACGCUGUGCCCCCAGCACUACCAACCUGUCUGCGGCAGCGACGGCGUCACUUACGGCAACGACUGCAAUCUGGGUGUCGCCAACUGCAUGAAUCCGCGUAUCACCAAGAGACACGACGGGAAAUGCCGUUCUCCUUGCCCUGAGUUUUGUGGGUACAACUACCAUCCCGUCUGCGGCAACAACGGAAGAACCUACAGUAACGAGUGCGAAUUGGAGAAGGACAAGUGUAACAGCGGCAACCGCUUCCUGAGGAAAGUGAAGGACGGGGCCUGCAAUUAGGUCCUGACUCCGAGGCGAAAGCAGCGGGAAGACUCCAUGGCGGUCGCCGGCAGCCACCUGUACCACCAGCUUCAUGUUACUUACGAAUAAUAAUGUUGGACUGUACCAUAAAGGAUUGCUUAAACAAAAUUAAUG